AUGCUCUCACGUGCUGCUGCAGUGAAGGCACCCCGCACACACAACCGUCGCCGUGUGACCGGAUCCAGCGGAAGGAGGAGGGAAGGAGGAGAGAGUGAGCCGCAGAGGCCCAACAUGUCCCGGCGUGUGUUUAAUUCCGCGGUGCUGCUCCUACUUGUCGUGUUGAUGUGUUGUGGUGGAGCUGCGACCGCUGAGGUGGGAAGUAAUGCUGUUGCUUCAACUCCUUCUGGGUCGACAUUGACGGGUGUCAUUGCUGGAGAGGGGAGCACUUCAGGGGGUGUUGAGGGGCUGCAACGGGUCGAUCUAUUUGUGCCGCAGACGACGCAGGUGCUGCCGAAGAAGGGGACUACUGACUCAAGUGGGAGGGAUUCAUUUGUUUCACCCUCUCUUGUCAGUGCUGGUGGAGUAAUUGCUGCUUUUGCCGAAGGUCACAUAAAUGCCAAACCCCCCCAUAACGAAUCAACUAAGCCGUCUUCUGAUGUUGUUGCGGAGUACAUCGACUCUGCGUGGGAAUGGCCCACUCUUGUUGAAAAGGUCGUUAAAGGAACACGGAGUGCACACACCGUGCUUGGCAAAGCGGAGGGAGAGGGGAUUUUGGAUGUUGUGCGCCACCCCACAACAACGAUGAAGGGCAAUAAGGUGUUUCUUCUUGUGGGAAGCACUGCCUUGUCCCCUGUAAAUGGGAGUUGGAAAGAAGGCAGCCUGGAACUAAAACUGGUUGUUGGUGAGGUCACGAAGCCUUCUGCGGGCGGCGAGCCGAGUGAGUGGAUCAAAUGGGACGAAGUUCAAUCGCCGGUGCAGCAGACUACUUUAGCUGCUCACAAAGGUAACUUGACGGAGUGUAUUGCUUCUGGUGGCUCAGGUGUUCUGAUGGAGGAUGGCACGAUUGUGUUUUCUCUGAUGGCGAUGAAUGAAAAAAAUGAGGUUGACGUUUACUCCAUGAUUAUUUACUCGAAGGACAACGGCAGUACCUGGUCGCUCUCUAAGGGCAUGUCCCCUGCGAAAUGCGGUUCACCCCGCAUCACCGAGUGGGAGGGAUCACUUCUCAUGAUUGUUGACUGCGAGAGCAGCCAGAGGGUGUACGAGUCGCGUGACAUGGGGACAACGUGGACGGAGGCCAUCGGGACGCUUCCAGGCGUGUGGGUCAACUCAGGAUCGGAAGCCUCUCAGGAUUCAAGCCUGCAUGUGGAUGCUCUCAUCACCGCGACCAUUGGGAAAAGGAAGGUCAUGCUGUACACACAGAGAGGGUACGCCACGGAGGGGGAAAACGCCAAUCCGCUCUACCUUUGGGUGACGGACAACAACCGCUCGUUUUCUGUUGGACCGGUUGGCAUGGACAGUGCUGGGAAGAAGGAGGUCGCCAGCACCCUGCUGUACUCGGAUGGCAAGUUGCAUCUUUUACAACGGAGGGUCAGUGGUGAAGGCAGUGCCAUUUCACUCUCCCGCC
Messenger RNA from Trypanosoma cruzi, 1447 nucleotides. Its product is annotated as trans-sialidase, putative. The record is from RefSeq and is a predicted model, not a curated record. Lineage: Eukaryota; Euglenozoa; Kinetoplastea; Trypanosomatida; Trypanosomatidae. The annotation marks the transcript as partial. The transcript has a single exon. Gene Ontology annotation, molecular function: exo-alpha-sialidase activity.